Copidosoma floridanum is the source of this 561-nucleotide messenger RNA. RefSeq lists its product as uncharacterized. The record is from RefSeq and is a predicted model, not a curated record. NCBI's taxonomy places the organism in Eukaryota, Metazoa, Arthropoda, Insecta, Hymenoptera, Encyrtidae.
AUGAAGUACUCACUUGUCACGCUGUGCCUUACGUUCGUCGCUGCAGCCUACGCAGAAGAAACUCUACCACUUGUAGUCACUGACAUCCCUGAAGUAAGAUCCACCUUUAUCAAACUAAAGCACGUGGAAUUUACCGAAAAACCGACACCAGCCCCAAGAGAACCCACAAUCUUUGCCAAACUGAAACACGUCGAGGUCACGGAGAAACAGGAAUUUCAUGAAAGAGAACCGACUCCCUUCGCUAAACUGAAUCACGUCGAAGCUACCGAGAGACCGUUACCUCCAAGACCGAGCUGCGAGGAUGUUCAGUGCAAACCUGGUUACCAUUGCUUCAAUGGCGAAUGCCAGGGUCCCAUGAGGGUAUUAACUUGCGCCAGAGUCCGCUGUACUGUUGGAUACAAAUGCUUUGAGAACCCAGCCAGGUGCGAGCGCGAGGAAUGAAACCCUCCCCAUGCCAACUUUGUUUAUAGAACAUCCGGAACCUUUCAUGUCAAAAUCUAAAACAGAGGAUGGUUUUGAAAUCGCAUUGCAUCCCAAAUCAAUAGCUGCUCGAUCACUUGG